CGGGGGAAGGGGCCGCUGUCCGGAAGCGGCGGCGCCGAGGGCGGUGAGGGCGGCGCGGGUAUUUCUGUCUGGCAAAAAUGGGUGAACCCCAGCAAGUGAGUGCCCUUCCUCCGCCUCCAAUGCAGUAUAUAAAAGAAUAUACUGAUGAAAAUAUCCGUAAGGGCCUGGCUCCAAAGCCGCCUCCCCCUGUGAAGGACAGCUACAUGAUGUUUGGAAAUCAGUUCCAGUGUGACGACCUGAUCAUUCGGCCCUUGGAGAGCCAGGGUAUUGAACGGCUGCAUCCCAUGCAGUUCGAUCACAAGAAGGAAUUAAGAAAACUUAAUAUGUCUAUCCUGGUCAACUUUUUGGACCUCUUGGACAUCUUGAUAAGGAGCCCAGGGAGCAUAAAGCGAGAGGAGAAACUGGAAGACUUGAAACUGCUUUUUGUCCAUGUCCAUCACCUUAUAAACGAGUAUCGCCCCCACCAAGCCAGGGAGACACUGAGGGUCAUGAUGGAGGUGCAGAAACGCCAGCGCCUGGAGACCGCGGAGCGGUUCCAGAAGCACCUGGAGCGGGUCGUGGAGAUGAUCCAGAACUGCCUGGCUUCCUUGCCUGAUGACCUGCCUCAUGCAGAGGGAGGACUGAGAGUGAAAGUGGAGCCCAUGGAUACUGAUGAUGGCAGCAACUGCGUCGGACAGAGCGAAAAGCAGAGAGAGCGUUCUGGUGGCAAGAGGGAUCAGGUUUUAGACAAGGACGCAGCGAUGUGCAGCAUUAUCGACGAAAUGACAUGAAGAGAACACCUUGCCUUGUUAACGCACCACAGGGAGAGGCAGGAUGUAUUCUGGGGCUACACAUACUUUGUUUUGCUGUUGUACAAGCAGAUAAAGAGUUUCUUGUGCACGUGUUGGAGGUUGUGAGUGACUAGGCAGAUGAAAGUGUUUGAUAUUUUGUCACCUGAGUUUUUCUGGUAGAAAGAAAAAAGUAUAAUUUUUGUUAAACGUACCAUGAGGUGGUAGGCACAGAAUAAAGUUGACUUUUUCUGUUGUA
Messenger RNA from Myiozetetes cayanensis, 1026 nucleotides. It is a transcript of the gene MED7, whose product is annotated as mediator complex subunit 7. Gene Ontology annotation, biological process: regulation of transcription by RNA polymerase II. The record is from RefSeq and is a predicted model, not a curated record. The transcript has 2 exons. Bases 78 to 770 code for a protein of 230 amino acids. Gene Ontology annotation, cellular component: mediator complex. Lineage: Eukaryota; Metazoa; Chordata; Aves; Passeriformes; Tyrannidae. Gene Ontology annotation, molecular function: transcription coregulator activity.